CGCGCCCGGCGCCUUCGCCCCGGCUCUCGGCUCCGGUCCGCCAUGGCUCCCAAGGGCGGCGCCAAGCAGCAGUCCGAGGAGGACCUGCUCCUGCAGGACUUCAGCCGCAACCUGUCGGCCAAGUCCUCGGCGCUCUUCUUCGGGAACGCCUUCAUCGUGUCGGCCAUCCCCAUCUGGCUGUACUGGCGGAUAUGGCACAUGGACCUUGUUCAGUCUGCUGUUCUGUAUAGUGUGAUGACUCUCGUCAGCACUUACUUGGUAGCCUUUGCGUACAAGAAUGUAAAAUUUGUUCUCAAGCACAAAGUAGCACAGAAGAGGGAGGAUGCCGUUUCCAGAGAAGUGACUCGGAAACUUUCUGAGGCUGACAACAGAAAGAUGUCUCGGAAGGAGAAGGAUGAGAGAAUCUUGUGGAAGAAGAAUGAAGUGGCCGACUAUGAAGCCACGACGUUUUCGAUCUUCUACAACAACACCCUGUUCCUGUUCCUGGUCGUCGUUGCUUCCUUCUUUGUCCUAAAGAACUUCAACCCCACAGUGAACUACAUUUUGUCCAUCAGUGCGUCAUCAGGACUGAUUGCCCUCCUGUCUACUGGCUCCAAGUAGACCACGCGGCCCCCCGGUUCUGAGUCUCUGGGUGGCCUGUUGUGUAGGGAAAAGCAGCAGGGUGGCCUGGCUGGGAGACACACAGGAUGUUUUCAUGGUCUGGAAUUUAAGGGUUUAAAAAAACCAACAGAAUGUCCUUCAGUAUUUGUGUAUCAGCUUUUUGACAGGUUUUUGAAAUUAAAUGGGUUGAAAGGGAAUCUCGGAGUGCCCUUUUUAUUAAAGGCAAGACCCGUCUUGUAAUGUGCUGUACUCACAGGAGGAGAAAAUGACUCGCUUCCUCAGUCUGUCAGAGGUCAUUGUAACCUGGGCUGAGCUGUCAGUAUGUAUAAUAGUGGCAAGAAGAAGUUAAUAACGGGUUCUCUAUGUCCAAGCAUAAUAUUACAACUGUUUUUUGGAACCAGAAGUAUCAGAAUGAACCCUCUCCCCGUGGGAGCUGGACAGAAGCCUCACGUUCACAAGGCUUUGAAUUAGUGACUUGGAAUGACUCAAUUAAAGUUAAAAAUGUGGUUUGAGAGACA
This is a messenger RNA of Loxodonta africana (African savanna elephant), 1118 nucleotides long. RefSeq names its product signal sequence receptor subunit 3 (gene SSR3). The coding region runs from base 43 to 600 and encodes 185 amino acids. NCBI's taxonomy places the organism in Eukaryota, Metazoa, Chordata, Mammalia, Proboscidea, Elephantidae. Gene Ontology annotation, biological process: SRP-dependent cotranslational protein targeting to membrane. The record is from RefSeq and is a predicted model, not a curated record. The transcript is spliced from 5 exons. Gene Ontology annotation, cellular component: endoplasmic reticulum; membrane.